AUGGUAUUCGGGAGAAAUAACUCACCCUCGAUAGAUGAACUGAUCACACUGCAUAAGUUGCACUGGCUUGGCCACGUGCUGCGAAUGCCAGUCGACCGACCUCCUCGAAGGGCUCUUUUCGCACAACCACGUGAAGGGUGGAAGAGAGCCAGAGGCAACAAUACAAUGACUUGGCAGCGAAGUAUGAAAGCCAUUACCAGCAAACUCAGCUGCGCUGGUCACUGCCGUCUUCCUGGAUGGGGGAGACGGGCCAAUGAUGAUGAUGAUGACUUAUCGUUGUUUUGGUGUCGCGAAGGUCCUUUUUGUGGUAAUCGUAUUCGACACCUUCCGGCCACCACUGCCGGAGGGGUCCGCAGACGUGCUCCGAAUGUUGCUCACAGGCGACCAGCAACUCGCAUGCGUGUUCCUGACGAGGAUAACCAAGUUCAGCCGACACACGUUGCAGAUCGAGUUCGAGAACGGGUAGAUGACGAGGAACAUGAUUCAAGUGAUGACGCAACGGCGGCAGCAGAAGGUGCACCAAAGAAGAAAGUUGGUGCCAAGAAGGCCGCUAAGCUGGCAGAAAAGGAACGGCGCAAAGAAGAGCGCGAAGCAGAAGAACGUUAUCGCGAGCACCAGCGUAAAAUCGAAGACCAGGAGAUAGCGAAACGGAAAAAGGCGGAAGAAGAAGCUGAACGAGCCGAAAAAGCAGCCGCUGCUGCAGAGGCGAAGCGUCUUGAGGAGGAGGCUGCCCGUGAGCAAGCGGAAUAUGAAAAAAUGAAAACUGAAUUCAGCGUAGAAGAGGAAGGCACUGAAGUUAUCCAGCGCGAUAGCCAAGCGGAAGCAGAAUUCAAUUCACAAUUGAUUGCGGCCAUUCGGGAAGCAAAGAUCAUUCCAGUCGAACAUCUGGCCCUAAAUUUUAACAUUAAAACGGAGGCUUGUGUGGAGCGCCUGAAACAAUUGCUUGCUUCUGGUCAGCUUACGGGUUUAUUGGACGAUCGAGGCAAGUUUGUCCAUAUCACUCCCGAGGAAUACAAUGCUGUGGCCGAAUUCAUUGAGAAGCGCGGCAGGGUCACGCUGACUGAAUUGGUUCAGAAUGGACACAAGCUGUUGAAACUUGACGAAAUUAGCAACAGAUACUGAUUUGGUCACCAUGUCCAUUUAUUGUCUUUCGUUACUUUCCUUGUCCGAACAGACCCCUGUCGCUCCGUGUGUGGGUUACCGACUUUUUACGUUUGACAGGUCAUUUGUAUAUCACUUUGUAUGUCUUGUCACUGCACUUUCAGUGUUAUUUACUUAUCUCUGCUUAUUGGUUCCUGAAUUUGUUCACUGACCCGUAGCAGUCACAUAAUUUUCAAACCAGCAUGGGUAGGUUCCGGUGCUAUUCAUUGCGAGUAAUUUGCAUCGUUUUUUUUCGCUGGUCAUUUGCUCUUACCUGGCGGAGUAACGUUGUCUAGGUAAACCAAGCGACGUCACAGAACACAGCCAAGGGA
Molecule: messenger RNA, 1472 nt
Organism: Opisthorchis viverrini
Lineage: Eukaryota; Metazoa; Platyhelminthes; Trematoda; Opisthorchiida; Opisthorchiidae
Exons: 4
Coding region: 1-1122 (373 amino acids)
Source: RefSeq, a predicted model, not a curated record